Molecule: messenger RNA, 1278 nt
Organism: Paracoccidioides brasiliensis Pb18
Exons: 1
Coding region: 1-1278 (425 amino acids)
Source: RefSeq, a predicted model, not a curated record
AUGUAUCAAUAUCCAGCUCCACCAGCUGGAUGUUCUUUUUACGAUUACGCUACCGUUCUCCCUGCCCAUUACGCCUACUAUCCCUCCAAUUUCGGAACACCACAUGUCUCUCGUCCGAAACGACAGGCUCAUUGGGCCAGUUACUCCGCUGCAAAGGACUCCUCGGGUGGCUGGCACUCCAUGCCACCAGGUUACGCAAGCUACUAUGAUGCGGUGCACAGCUAUCCUUCGCCUCCGCACAAGCACGAAAAAGUAAGUGCUUUUUACGGCGAAAGCCACUACAAGGCAGCCGGAGGGAGAGCGCCUCGCCGCCCUUCCAUGCCAUCAGCAUCUGGAGAUCCCUUCUAUUCUUAUCACCAGCCCGCCUCGCCUCUCCAAUCGCAGAAACGACCCUUCUUCAACGUUGUGGUUGACAAUGCUUUCGAUACGCUGCCGCGCUCUGCCACCCAUGUGCCUCCCAGGUACAGUCGUGCAUCGGCUUGGGCUGGUGGUCGUCGUCGUUUCGAUGACGGCGCCGGGACGCCCGCCAGGCAGAACGCCGGGCAAUAUCAAUUUUAUCGUAAGCAAAAGCCAACCACUGAUCAGUCUUUCUACUACAACCAGGUUCCCGUCUAUAAUGCGACAGACUCUGCCAUGCGCUCUCGAGCCCGUCGCGCCUCAACAUCUACCCGCAUCCCACAAAAACCUAAACCCACCUCCAGCCUGCCCAAACACCCCAAAGCUACCGAAGCUGACGCUAUUCGAAAUGGUAUCCCGGAUGGAUAUUCAAUAAAAAACUGGGAUCCCUCCGAAGAGCCCAUCCUUCUUCUCGGUAGUGUUUUCGACGCCAAUUCUCUCGGUAAAUGGAUCUAUGACUGGACCGUCUUUCAUCAUGGCGCCUCUGCACCCAUGGCCGAUGUUGCUGGCGAUCUGUGGCUUCUCCUCAUCAAGUUGGCUGGUAAAGUGAAACGGGCGCGGGAAUGUGGGUCGCGCAUUCGCAACGCUGAGACGCGCGAGAUGGUUGAGGAUUUUCUUGAUGGCGGCGAGCGAUUGUGGGAUCGGUUCGAAAAGCUGCUUAAGGCGUGCGAGCAUUUUAUGUGGAAGGCUGCAAAGCGGGAAACCGGCAGAUGUGGGCCGGUUAUGAUGGGCCGCAAUGCCGGCUGUGAGUUUGUCGAUUCGAUCUUUGGCCGUGAUCGGGAGUUGGAGAAUACGGAGAGAUUGAUGAAUAGUAUUCGUCUGUGGGAUAUGAGGUUCGAUGCCAAUUGUGAUGAGAUUUUGCGCAGGAUGACUGCCGGCUAG